GGGCUGGAUACAAAGUAGCUGGGUGCAAAUGAGGUCAAGCGAAGGCCGUUACUCAGGAGGAUUUUCUGUCUGAAUGAACAGGUGUCGCGCACAUGCCGCCCGAGGACUUCGACUGCGUCGUGAUAGGAGCCGGGGUGCAGGGCUGCUUCACCGCGUACCACCUGGCUAAAAAUGGCAAGAGAACUCUUCUGCUCGAACAGUUCGUCCUGCCUCACUCCCGCGGGAGCUCUCAUGGUCAGACGCGGAUCAUCCGGAAGGCGUACGAGCACGACUUCUACACCCACAUGAUGGCCGAGUGCUACCAGCUGUGGGCACAGCUGGAGAAGGAGGCCGGCGUCCAGCUGUACAGGCGUACAGGCCUGCUGCUGAUGGGGCCAGAAAAGGGGCGGGACUUCCAGCUCUUCAGGGACACGAUGGAGAGGAACGCCAUUCCCACCGUCACCCUGGCGCCCGGCGAAUUUGGCCGGCACAUCCCCCACGUCAACCGUAGCCCCGGCGACGGCGCCAUCGUGGACACCACCGCCGGGGUGCUGUACGCCGACCGCGCCCUCAGGGCCGUCCAGGAGGUCUUCCGGAGGCUGGGCGGAGUCAUUAAGGACGGGGAGAAAGUGACCGACGUUCAGCCUGGCUCUCCGGUCGCCGUGACGACCGCCUCCGGGACAUACAGGGCUAAGAGCCUGGUGAUCACCGCUGGACCCUGGGCAAACACACUGCUGUCUCACACCGAGCUCCAGCUACCACUGCAGGUGGUGAAGAUUAACGUGUGCUACUGGCGGGAGAAGACCCCUGGGACGUACGCCGUUAGGAAUCGUUUCCCCUGCUUCCUCCACGUGGAUGUGGCAGAGCACCACAUCUACGGCCUCCCAUCCAAUGAGUAUCCAGGACUGGUGAAGGUCUGCUACCACAUGGGGAGCGAAACGGACCCGGACGAGAGGGACAGACAGACGGACAGGGGGGACAUCGACGUCCUAUCCCGCUACAUCGCCCGCCAUUUCCCCGGCCUGGUGCCCACCCCGGCGGUGGUGGAAAGCUGCAUGUACACGCUGACUCCAGACCACCAUUUUGUGUUGGACUGUCACCCGUCCCACAGAAACAUCGUCAUCGGCGCUGGAUUCUCAGGUCACGGGUUCAAGUUUGGGCCCGUAGUGGGGAAGGUGUUGUGCGAGCUUGCCCUGGGUAGGAUGCCCUCCUACGACCUCUCACCCUUCAAAAUCCAGCGCUUCCCGCCCCACUCGAAAUCCGCUCUGUAGGCCGGGGAACCCAAGGCAGACACCCGCCCCAGCCACACCAGCACCCCCGCUGCUACACCACCAUCUGCAGCGGGGGGGGGGGGGGGGAGGGAAGGCCGCUUUCCCCUGUCCUGCGUCACGUGACCUGUACCGACGUGUCACAGUGGCCAGCUCCAUGUCGCCGGGCGGAACAGAGCGGUGACCAGGAAGCACGCCUUCAGCUCGACGUCCGCGGGCCAGCGAUGCCUCCCGUCUCCCCCCC
Messenger RNA from Anguilla anguilla (European eel), 1491 nucleotides. It is a transcript of the gene pipox, whose product is annotated as pipecolic acid oxidase. Bases 93 to 1250 code for a protein of 385 amino acids. NCBI's taxonomy places the organism in Eukaryota, Metazoa, Chordata, Actinopteri, Anguilliformes, Anguillidae. Gene Ontology annotation, molecular function: flavin adenine dinucleotide binding; sarcosine oxidase activity; L-pipecolate oxidase activity. Gene Ontology annotation, cellular component: peroxisome. The transcript is spliced from 8 exons. The record is from RefSeq and is a predicted model, not a curated record.